Molecule: messenger RNA, 3556 nt
Organism: Oncorhynchus mykiss (rainbow trout)
Lineage: Eukaryota; Metazoa; Chordata; Actinopteri; Salmoniformes; Salmonidae
Source: RefSeq, a predicted model, not a curated record
CAGAGGGGUAGAGGGAUGCUGAGGCAUGUGAGUGUGGUGCACUCCGCACAGGAGCUGGAUUGCAAGCAGUCGCUCUCCUCUCUCCUCCUCCCUUCUCUCUCCUUUCUACGUGUGUUCUCUGUAGAUUCUCACCCUAUUUCAGUUUGCCUGCUCAGCCUUGCUCAAGGCAGCGCUGCCAACCAACACCACGAGGUUGACAACCGACAAACACACACAAACACACACUGGCGCAUGGGGAUGUUAACCUCAGGAUUGCUGGGUGAAGAGUGAAGCAUGGACCAUGCUGCCAGAGCUGAUCAGGUUGCGUUACGGGGAGCUGUGCGGAGAGCUGCUGUGUGUGGAGCUGGACAGGGAACGCCAGGGCCUGGGUCUGAGCCUGGCUGGAAACAAGGACCGUUCCUGCCUCAGCAUCUUCGUGGUAGGCAUCAGCCCUGGGGGCCCCGCCGCCAAGGACGGACGCAUCCGCGUAGGGGACGAGCUGCUGGAGAUCAACAACCAGGUCCUGUAUGGCCGCAGCCACCUGAACGCCUCGGCCAUCAUCAAGAGUGCCUCGUCCAAGGUCAAGAUUACCCUGAUCAGGAAUGAAGAUGCUAUCAACCAGAUGGCCGUUCCCCCCUUUCCAAACCCUCCUGUUGUCCUCUCCUCCACUGAAACCCCCAAACCAGCUGCAGUAGCAUCCCCGGCCCCCACAGAGAAGUCUCAAACCCCAGAGAGCCUGGCCCUCAGCAGGGGACCCCUGGAGGCCUCCAUCUCCAUCAGCGAGGUGAAGUCCAGUGUUGGGUCCAGUGGGAGCACAGCUACGGAGCUCGUGUCCAGAGAAGCAACACUCAAGAUCCUCCGAGAGACUUCGUCAAAGAAGGCCUCAGAGAACGAGGCCGAGUCUUCAGAGAGUGUGACUGUGCCGGCUGCCGAGACCCCCCUGGGGCAGACUGCGAACCUGUCCAAAACCUGUCGGCUCUCCUGUAAGCUGCCUGUGGUGAGCUCUGUGAAAGGGGAGCUGGUGCCCCCCCCUGCCUCUUUCCUACCUUCCUCCUGCACCAGCCCAGACUUUGAGUACUGCAGCAAAGACCCAGCCACGUGCCCUAUCGUUCCAGGCCAGGAGAAAAUCAUAGAGAUCGCCAAGGGUCGCUCUGGCCUGGGUCUCAGCAUUGUAGGGGGAAAAGACACCCAGCUGGAUGCCAUAGUGAUCCAUGAGGUAUAUGAGGAGGGGGCGGCGGCACGUGAUGGACGACUCUGGGCUGGAGAUCAGAUCCUGGAGGUAAAUGGUGUGGACCUGCGUAGCGUGGCCCAUGAGGAUGCCAUCACAGCCCUAAGGCAGACCCCGGCCAAGGUGUAUCUAAAGGUUCUACGGGACGAGGCGAGGUACCGCGACCAGGAGAACCUAGAUGUGUUCAGUGUGGAACUGCAGAAAAAGGCUGGCCGUGGCCUGGGCCUCAGUAUCGUCGGCAAGAGGAACGGCACAGGGGUGUUCAUCUCGGACGUGGUGAAAGGGGGCGCCGCCGAGCUGGAUGGCCGGCUGAUGCAAGGGGACCAGAUUAUCUCUGUCAACGGAGAUGACAUGAGGUCUGCCUUGCAGGAGACGGUAGCUGCCAUUCUCAAGUGUGCCAGGGGGGUGGUGCUCCUGGAGCUGGGCCGACUGAAGGCUGCCUCCUGGCUCUCUUCCAGACGUCCCUCCCAGGGAAGCCAGAUGAGUCACGUGAGUGCCAACAGCACAAUCGUCACACCCCACCCCCUGCUAAACUCCACCCCUUCCACCUCUCAGCUCCUCAAUAACGUCAGGAAGCCAAUGACAGUGGGCAUGACAUCAUCACAGAGCGCAGCUGCAGAAACAGGGAUACGCACUGUGGAGAUCACAAGGGGUCCUACUGAUGCGUUGGGGAUCAGUAUAGCUGGGGGGAAGGACAGUCCUCUGGGGGAUAUCCCCAUCUUCCUGGCCAUGAUCCAGGCCAACGGGGUGGCAGCCAAGACGCACCGGCUCAAGGUGGGUGAUAGGAUCGUGAGUAUCAACUCCCAGUCUCUGGAAGGCCUGUCCCAUGGGGAUGUAGUCACCAUGCUGAAGAAUGCCUACGGCAGCAUCAUUCUCCAGGUGAUUGCUGACACCAACAUCAGUGCUAUAGCCAGUCAGGUGGAGAGUAUGUCGACUAGCAGCUGCUCCGAGACACAGCCAGGGGAACCAGAAGCCCCCAAACCCAAGAGUAUCUGCCUGGAGAAGGGUUCUGACGGCCUGGGCUUCAGCAUCGUAGGAGGCUUCGGAAGCCCUCAUGGAGACCUGCCAAUCUACAUCAAGACUGUCUUCAGCAAGGGGGCAGCAGCGGUGGACGGGCGUCUGAAGAGGGGUGACCAGAUCUUGUCUGUGAACGGAGAGAGUCUGGAAGGGACCACACACGAGCUGGCUGUGGCCAUACUGAAGAGACAGAAAGGGGCCGUCACCCUGGAUGUGCUGUCCUAGCUCACACACACUCUACCCCUUGAACUGGUUUGAACUCCCCAACAUGUUGGAAAGAGUUGACCAACAACUGAUGCCCGUCUCCAGCCCAUUAAACAGCCCGUUAACGUGAAGGGGACAUUGGUUCUGGAAGGAUUCAGUCAAUAGUUAACACAUGUGGUUGAACCAUGGGAAAUAAGAGGACUGUAUAUGGGGGGUUGCAGGAAGUAGGGACACCUCAUUUCCUGUGUGCCAUCUUAUGAGCUUCACUGUGAGGGCGGUUCAACCGCUGUACUGACUGGAUACACGACUCAAAAUGGUGAAUGUUUGGAUAUUAUGAAGCGAGGAAGCGAAGUGGGAAGCUUUAUAUGUGAAUAUCGGAUCUCUUUGUGUCAUUUCAACUUUGUGUGAUCACACAUCAUAGAACACUGAUAGGGCAAUAUGAAUGGUUCAGUUGGUUAAGGAGGUCUCUUCACCGUUAGCCUAGCGUUAGCUUAGCAUCUCCCUUAUGGGGAGACACUGGUUAGCCGUUAGCGAUGUUAGCUGCAGGUACUGCUAAUGUGAAAACUGUGAGGAGGAAUGGUCUCGGCAGGACGCACUAAACUGGACAGAUACUACACACACACACACACACACACACACACACACACACAUGCACAAUAGGCUAGUUAGUCACUGUCAGGUUGACACAUUCUCAUUCAUCACAGACACUUGUCCAUUUGUCUCAUAUCAUGUCAUACUUGUUGUAAACAGACCAUUUAAACUCCUGGCUCUUACACCACAACACUACUCAGUUCAACAGUGAUUAGGCUAGACAUGGCCAAAGGAAGAAGAAAUGCAUUCUAUAGAAACUGGUAAACAGCCGUGCACUUCUAAUACACUUCAUAGCAUCAAGAAUGACAUAGCUCCCUCUGUAGACAUUCAAAGGCAGUUAUAAAGGCCACCCAACUACCAGCUGGUGUCACUAGUACCUUGUGUAGUCCUGCAGGAAGUUGCUGUAGGAAGCUUCUUUAUUAAUUUUUUUACUUAUUUUUCUUCGCAAUUUCGUGGUAUCCAAUUUGUAGUUAAAGUCUUGUCCCAUCGCUGCAACUCCCAUACGGACUCAGGGGAGGCGAAGGUCGAGAGCCGAGU